GGUCACGUGACAAACACGGAAGCCCAGUAUCGGUAAACGAAGUUAAAACGAAAAGAGUACACAAUUAUGGAGGCUUGAGUGAACUCUCCGUGCCUACAACGAGAUCUAAACUAUGCUGCUGCAUGUGCGCCUCUCUGGCUGGGCCUGCUGGUGUUUGUUUUCCGGUGUUUUCUCGGUAUUUUCUCUGCAGCAGCGUCUCACUGUGAACCUGAACGGCAAAUGGAGGCUGUCAAACUCCAACGGUUCAUUGUUACUGCCUGCACAGGUCCCAGGCUGUGUCCACUCAGCUCUGCAGCAGCAGGGAUACAUCACGGACCCGUAUUUCAGGUUCAACGAUGUCUCUUAUCGAUGGAUUGCGCUCGACAACUGGACAUACACAACCACAUUUACAUUGUCUGCUGAGCUGAGCGUCAAGCAGAAGGUGCUUCUUGUGUUUGAUGGCGUGGACACCGUUGGGUCGGUUUCACUCAAUGGGAUUGCUGUUGGAAAGACCAACAACAUGUUUUGUCGGCAUGACUUUUCUGUGAAAGACUUGCUGAAAGACGGCGAAAAUGUUCUGCAAGUUGGUUUGCUGUCACCGAUUCUUUACGCGUCUGAGCAGAGGAAAGCUCACACGUCUUACGCAGUUCCUCCUGAAUGUCCUCCAGGUGUCCAAAAAGGGGAAUGCCAUGUCAAUUUUAUCAGAAAAGAGCAGAGCUCUUUCAGUUGGGACUGGGGACCUUCGUUCCCCACGAUGGGACUGUGGAAAGGCGUUCGACUCGAGGCUUUUGAUAUUCUGCAGCUCGUCCAGGUUUCCUCUGUCCCUCUCUACAAUGAUGCCUUCUCCCAGUGGAGGGUGCAGGUUGAGCUUCUUAUAGAUGCAGUUCAGACAGCACGUGGCCAGCUCACACUCUCCAUACCUGAACUGGAUUCAGAGCAAACCUUCCAGACACACUUUAACCCUGGAAAGACCAAGAGCAACUUCACCAUACUCAUCAACACGGCCAGUCAGGUGAAACUAUGGUGGCCAAAUGGACAUGGAGAACAACCGUAUUACCGUCUCACUAUCAGAGGAUUUCAGGAUGAGUUUUUAAUUUUCAGCACAGAGUCUAAGGUGUAUUUUCGCACCGUGGAGCUCAUCCAGGAGCCAGUUGUUGGAUCCCCGGGCUUGAGCUUUUAUUUCCGUAUCAACGGGAAACCAAUUUUCCUCAAAGGCUCCAACUGGAUCCCAGUCCACUCCUUCCAGGACCAGGUCACCCCUGAUGUCUUAAAGAACUUGUUACAAUCAGCAGUAGAUGCUAACAUGAAUGCCCUCAGGGUCUGGGGAGGAGGAGUGUAUGAACAGGAUCUCUUUUAUGAAAUUUGUGAUGAGUUGGGGAUCAUGGUUUGGCAGGACUUCAUGUUCGCUUGUGCAAUGUAUCCCACUGAGACCGACUUUAUACAGACAGUAAGAGAAGAGGUCGUCCAGCAGGUUCAGCGCCUGAAGUCCCACCCCUCUAUAAUAAUUUGGAGCGGUAACAAUGAAAACGAAGCUGCUCUGGCAACAGAUUGGUUCGACAUCCCAGCUUCUCAAAGGCCGAAAUACAUCAGAGACUAUGUGAUGCUUUAUGUAGAUAAUAUAAAGAAGCUUGUGCAAGAGGAGGACCAGAGUCGCCCGUUUCUUGUCUCCAGUCCAACGAACGGGGCUGAAUCGGAGCAGGAAGGAUGGGUGGCGGAGAAUCCCUACGAUCUUCACUACGGAGACGUUCACUUCUACAGCUACAUCCUCGACUGCUGGGACUGGAGGACCUUCCCACGGACGCGUUUUGCCUCUGAAUAUGGUUUCCAGUCCUGGCCGUCCUUUUCCACUUUGCAGCCGGUUUCCAUUAAAGAAGACUGGAGCUACGGCAGUAAUUUCACUUCUCAUCGUCAACACCAUGAAGACGGAAACCAGCAGAUGAUCCUGCAGGCUGCUCUACACUUCCACCUGCCAAACGCCACUGAUCCCCUGAAAAGAUUUACAGAUACUCUCUACAUCACUCAGGUCAUGCAGGCCCAGUGUGUGAAGACUCAGACGGAGUUUUAUCGGAGAAGUCGGAGUGAAAUUAUAGAGGGCAAAGGUCACACCAUGGGUGCGCUGUACUGGCAGCUCAAUGACAUUUGGCAGGCGCCUUCCUGGUCGUCGAUUGAGUUUGGUGGGAAGUGGAAAAUGCUGCAUUAUUUUGCACAGAGCUUCUUUGCAGCCGUCUUUCCUGUUGCUUUCGAGGAAGACGACACACUGGUCAUUUACGCCAUUUCAGACCUGAGCCGUGACCUGAAGCUGAGGGCUGUGGUGAAUGUGUUCUCCUGGACUGAGCUGGAUCCAGUCUGCACGCUAAACUCAAGCAUGCUGCUCGUGCCUGGAGUUAGCGCUGUGGCGGUCUUCAAACAGCCCGUCGCCAGCCUGUUAGCAGGAUGCGGAAACUGUACCCGUCUUACCUGCCUGCUCACCUUCCAACUGGAGGACGACAGCAGCCAGCAGGGUCCCACUAACCACCACUUCCUCUGCUCGCCCAAAGAUGCUCAAGGACUCCGCAGACCCAACAUUACAGUUGAAACCUUCCAUUCCACAUACAUGUGAGUUUGUAGUUUGAAUGGUAAAUGGCCUGUAUUUAUAUAGCGCUUUACUA
Pundamilia nyererei is the source of this 2627-nucleotide messenger RNA. It is a transcript of the gene manba, whose product is annotated as mannosidase, beta A, lysosomal. NCBI's taxonomy places the organism in Eukaryota, Metazoa, Chordata, Actinopteri, Cichliformes, Cichlidae. The transcript has 17 exons. Gene Ontology annotation, molecular function: beta-mannosidase activity. Bases 113 to 2578 code for a protein of 821 amino acids. The record is from RefSeq and is a predicted model, not a curated record. Gene Ontology annotation, biological process: carbohydrate metabolic process; glycoprotein catabolic process.